GGCGGGGAGCAGCAGGCGGCGGGCCCGGGAAGAAAAGAACAUGGCUCCUGCGGCGGGCAGCGCCGCGCGCGGUUCGGGGCGGAGGCGCGCGGGGCAGCAGUGACCGCGAUGGUGAACUCGAGCCGCGUGCAGCCGCAGCCGCCCGGGGACGCAAAGCAGCCGCCGGCGCCCGGAGCGGCGGGCCCAGGCCGGCCGACGGCGGGCGGCGCGGCCCCGGGCGGCCUCCGCGAGCCGAGGGGCCUGGAGAUCGAGAUGGAGCGCAUCCGGCAGGCGUCCGCGCGGGACCCCCCGGCCGGAGCCUCCGCUUCCCCGUCUCCUCCUCUCUCGUCGUGCUCGCGGCAAGCGUGGAGCCGUGACAACCCGGGCUUCGAGGCCGAGGAGGAGGAGGAGGAAGAGGAGGUGGAAGGGGAGGAAGGGGGAAUGGUGGUGGAGAUGGACGUGGAGUGGCGCCCGGGCAGCCGGAGGUCGGCCGCCUCCUCGGCCGUGAGCUCCGCAGGCGCCCGGGGCCGGGGGUUGGGCGGCUACCACGGCGCCGGCCACCCGAGCGGGAGGCGACGCCGGCGGGAGGACCAGAGCCCGCCGAGCCCCGGCCCGGCCGGCGGUGGGGACCCGCUGCAUCGCCACCUCCCUCUGGACGGUCAGCCGCUGCGAGUGGCCUGGGCUGAGAGGCUGGUUCGCGGGCUGCGAGGUCUCUGGGGAACAAGACUCAUGGAGGAAAGCAACACUAACCGAGAGAAGUACCUGAAAAGCGUUUUACGGGAAUUGGCCACAUACCUCCUUUUCCUCAUAGUCUUGUGCAUCUUGACCUACGGGAUGAUGAGCUCCAGCGUGUACUACUACACUCGCAUCCUGUCGCAACUCUUCCUCGACACCCCAGUGUCCAAAACGGAGAAAACUAACUUUAAAACUCUUUCUUCAGUGGAAGACUUCUGGAAGUUCACAGAAGGUGCCUUACUGGAUGGGCUGUACUGGAAGACACAGCCCAGCAACAGAAAUGAAGCUGACAACCGAAGCUUCAUCUACUAUGAGAACCUCCUGUUGGGGGUACCACGGAUACGGCAACUCAAAGUCAGAAAUGGAUCCUGUUCUAUCCCCCAGGACUUGAGAGAUGAGAUUAAAGAGUGCUAUGAUGUCUACUCUGUCAGUAGUGAAGACAGGGCUCCAUUUGGUCUGAGAAAUGGAACCGCUUGGAUCUACACAAGUGAAAAAGACUUGAAUGGGAGUAGCCACUGGGGAGUGAUUGCAACUUACAGUGGAGCCGGCUAUUACCUGGAUUUGUCAAGAACAAGAGAGGAAACCGCAGCUCAGAUUGCUAGCCUCAAGAAAAAUGUCUGGCUGGACCGAGGAACCAGGGCAACGUUUAUUGACUUUUCAGUGUACAAUGCCAACAUUAACCUGUUCUGUGUGAUCAGGUUAUUGGUUGAAUUCCCAGCAACAGGCGGUGUGGUUCCAUCUUGGCAAUUUCAGCCUGUAAAGCUGAUCCGAUAUGUCACAACUUUUGAUUUCUUCCUGGCAGCCUGUGAGAUUAUCUUUUGUUUCUUUAUCCUUUACUAUGUGGUGGAAGAGAUAUUGGAAAUUCGCAUUCACAAGCUACACUAUUUCAGGAGUUUCUGGAAUUGUCUGGAUGUUGUGAUCGUUGUGCUAUCUGUGGUAGCUAUAGGAAUUAACAUACACAGAACAUCAAACGUGGACGUGCUGUUACGGUUUCUGGAAGAUCAAAACACUUUCCCCAACUUCGAGCAUCUGGCAUACUGGCAAAUACAGUUUAACAAUAUAGCUGCUGUCGUAGUGUUUUUUGUCUGGAUUAAGCUCUUCAAAUUCAUUAACUUCAACAGGACCAUGAGUCAGCUCUCCACAACCAUGUCUCGUUGCGCCAAAGACCUCUUUGGCUUCGCAAUUAUGUUUUUCAUUAUUUUCUUAGCAUAUGCUCAGUUGGCGUACCUUGUCUUUGGCACGCAGGUUGAUGACUUCAGUACUUUCCAAGAGUGUAUCUUCACUCAAUUCCGUAUCAUUUUGGGUGAUAUCAACUUCGCAGAGAUUGAGGAAGCUAAUCGAAUUUUGGGACCAAUUUAUUUCACUACGUUUGUGUUCUUUAUGUUCUUCAUUCUUUUGAAUAUGUUUUUGGCCAUCAUCAAUGAUACUUACUCUGAAGUGAAAUCUGAUUUGGCUCAGCAGAAAGCUGAAAUGGAACUGUCAGAUCUUAUCAGAAAGGGCUACCAUAAAGCCUUAGUCAAACUAAAACUAAAAAAAAAUACCGUGGGUGACAUUUCAGAGAGUUUGCGACAAUGCGGAGGCAAGUUAAACUUUGAUGAACUUCGACAAGAUCUCAAAGGGAAGGGCCAUACUGAUGCAGAGAUCGAGGCAAUAUUCACAAAAUAUGACAGAGAUGGAGACCAAGAACUGACUGAACAUGAACAUCAACAGAUGAGAGAUGACUUGGAAAAAGAGAGGGAGGACCUGGACUUGGAUCACAGCUCUUUACCGCGUCCCAUGAGCAGCCGAAGUUUCCCACGAAGCCUGGAUGACUCUGAGGAGGAUGAUGAUGAAGACAGCGGUCAUAGCUCCAGAAGGAGGGGAAGCAUCUCCAGUGGGGUUUCUUAUGAAGAGUUUCAAGUCCUAGUGAGACGAGUGGACCGAAUGGAGCACUCCAUUGGCAGCAUUGUGUCCAAGAUUGACGCCGUGAUCGUGAAGCUGGAGAUCAUGGAGAGGGCCAAACUGAAGAGAAGGGAAGUGCUGGGAAGACUGCUGGAUGGAGUGGCCGAGGAUGAAAGACUGGGUCGUGACAGUGAAAUCCACAGGGAACAGAUGGAACGGCUAGUGCGUGAAGAGUUGGAACGCUGGGAAUCCGAUGAUGCAGCUUCCCAAAUAAGUCACAGUUUAGGCACCCCGAUGGGGUUAAAUGGUCAGCCUCGCCCCAGAAGCUCCCGCCCUUCUUCCUCUCAGUCUGCGGAAGGAGUGGCAGGCACAGAUGGAAAUGGAAGUGCUAGUAUGCACGGGUAGGACGUGUUGGUAAACGUGUUCUAAUAGGUGAGAAGGUGGCUGUCUGAAUUGCCAUCGCAAGGAUACUACAGUAAGUCCUCAUUGAUCGUUAUCGAUAGGUUCUUGGGACUCUGCCAAAAUGCAGUAUAAUGAAGCCAGUUUUACCACAGGCUAAUUGACAUAAGCAAGAGUUAUGUUCCUAAAGCAUUAUUAUUAAUAAUAAAAUUAUUUUUUCCCAGGAUCUGUUGUAUUUACAAGUAUAUGCCCUGACUACCAUAUAAUGUUGGUCUUUGUGACCAAUCAUUAAUUCUUCUGCACUUUAAUUUAUUUUAGAUGAACCUUCCCCAUGGCUUAAAGACAAUUUUUUUACUCAUAUAAGUAAUUAGGUGUAAAUAUUGAGUACAUAAAAAAAUCUCUGUAAAGUCUAAGAAGUGGUAUGCUCACUUGGUACCAUGACCGAGUCUUCUCAGUUGACAAUGAAGUCGCCUUUUGAGCUAGAAAAAAACUGUUUAAAGGUUUCUGAGUUUUAUUUUCAAUCACAAAGUCAGUAUUGUCAUUUUAGCCCAGUGUGUGAAGACAAAAUAGGGGAAUUCCUUCCCACUCAGGCUUGAGCUUACUAUAUAGUGUUCUGUUGUUGUUGUUGUUGAAGAAAGGAGCCCAUUAUUUCAACUACCUUCCUGGGGUAAACUUUUCCAAAAGACAAGCUGGAAAAGAACUCCAAAUCAUAGAACGAGUACGUAGUCAUAAUGCUAAGAUUUGUAUGAAUGGUUAAGGUAAAUGUCGAAUUGUGUGGGGUGGUUGUUAUUUUAUCAUAUCUAAUGUCUGUGGGAAUUAUUGUUUUACUUAACUUUUACACUAUUUUUCUCUCAUUUGAAAUGAGUGGUGUUAAACCACCCAAGAUCAGUUAUGGGUUAAAAAUGUCACCUGUAACUUCAACACAAGAGAAUUGGAAUGAGCCUUAUCACUAAAUUUGACUGUUUCUAAUAAUUAGUUUAGUAAAAAAUUUACUCUGUAUACCCUUUUCCAUGUGGCUCAACCUAUUCACAACUGAAUAUAAUGUUGUAACUAAUCCAGGAAGGGCCAUUUACUAAAUUUUUCAGUAUGUACUGAAAUUUUUAGGAAAUGUGUUCUUUGUAAACAAAAAUUUAAGGCAGUUUUAAAAUUCAUAUAAAAAUAUUAUAAAACUAAAGUUUGAGUUUUAUACUGUUUUAAAAAUACAGAACUCAUACUCUUGACCUUGCAUCUCAGACCUAGACUUAUACUCUAGACAGAGUUGGAUUUUAUGAAAAGGAGUUUUGGUAUUGACAGUCCAUCCAUUAUCAGAAGGUAUCAGCCUGCAUUUGGGUUUGCAGCAAUUUUCCUUUUCUGGUUUUUCAUUUAGCAUCUCACCAAAUUUAUGGGGAAGAAAUUGAUUUCUCAAUAAAAAAUGAAAAUCUUAUUUUUCAAAGUGUUGAGUAGACCACCUAGUGAGAGCUCAGGGGACAAGCAGGAAAGAACCUAGUGCUGGUGAAUAGCUCACUGGGAGAACAAGAGAGGCCUAUUUUUUAACUCUGUAUUUUAAUUUCCUGUGUUGAUCAUUUAAUUGGUAGAAUAUGUCAGUCAAAUCUUCACUGAAAACGUGAGCAAACAAACCUCUCUAUGCUGGCUGCUUCAGGACUAAUACACAUUGGUUUUCUUCAACAGUUAUUUCCUGUGGUUUCAUAUCCAUCUUUACGUUAUUUCAAUAUGCUACACAAUGUACUUUAUUACUAGGUACUAACUAAAGUUUGGGCUCCAGGGAUAGUGAGUGUAUGUAUUAAAUAUUUAUGUCUGUGUAUCCUGUUGUUACAUGCAAACAAACUUCAGUGUGAAGUGCAGCUAUUAUGUGGCAUCCAUGUGCAUUGACGAUGUGCCAUAGAUCACUUAUGGUCACUAGAAAAUAUUUUAUGAUACUUCUUGUUAUGCUGUUUUUCACUUCUCCUGUAAAACUAUAAUUUACAUUUUCUUUUCUUCUUUAGUCAUGGAGAAUUUCCUCCUCCAUCCUCCCCUAUCAUCUUCUCUCUCAUGUUAAUAUUAUUAAGAAGAUGUUACAUAUGCAGGUCUCUAUUAACAAUAGAGAAUUUCAUUAAUGUGUAAUUCUGAGCACUUUACUGCCUAAUAAAAAAUUUGAUGCAAAAACAGUUGUUAAGAAUUGUCUG
Messenger RNA from Artibeus jamaicensis (Jamaican fruit-eating bat), 5156 nucleotides. It is a transcript of the gene PKD2, whose product is annotated as polycystin 2, transient receptor potential cation channel. The coding region runs from base 109 to 3000 and encodes 963 amino acids. Gene Ontology annotation, cellular component: membrane. The transcript is spliced from 15 exons. NCBI's taxonomy places the organism in Eukaryota, Metazoa, Chordata, Mammalia, Chiroptera, Phyllostomidae. Gene Ontology annotation, molecular function: muscle alpha-actinin binding; voltage-gated sodium channel activity; voltage-gated calcium channel activity. The record is from RefSeq and is a predicted model, not a curated record. Gene Ontology annotation, biological process: detection of mechanical stimulus; release of sequestered calcium ion into cytosol; potassium ion transmembrane transport.